GUCUCGUUUCAUUGUCUCACCUUUGUGCUGUAUUUUGAAUGAAAUUCCUGCAAAAUCGGAUGUUCUUCUUCUCCGUUCGUCGACCAAAGGUAUGGCGGCCGCCGAUGUAAUCAUCGUCGACACUUCUGCUCAUCUUCAAUAUCAGAAAGGCACAGAGAGAAUAGAAAGAGUGUUAGAGUCUUGGUGCAAGGACUUACGAGUUAAAGUUGUGAAUGAAUUUAUCAAGUACAAAUCUUCAUUAGAAAAUGAGCAGCAAAGGACAUUAAGUGAGAUACAAAGCAAACCAUCACCAGAGGUCUUGAAGUUAAGAAGAGAAAUUGACAAAUUAAGAGAGUUGCUUCAUACACUUGAGAAGUCUGUUAGCCAAAAAGAUGAGCUUGUAUCAAAUUUAGUGAAGUCAUUGGAGAAAGAGAAAGAGAAAUAUGAAAAGCUACGAGCAGUAUCAACUGAUCAAUGGGAGAGAUCCUCUGCGGAGAAAUCUGAUGAAAACACAGCCGCAGCUGAAAAGCAGUACAAUAAUAGAUUGGUAUCGAGGUGCUGGAAAGCUUGGAAAGAGGCUGCGCGGUCAAAAGACUUCAGCGAUGACGUAGCAAACGAAAAUGCUCCAAGAAUAGUCGAAGUGAAGCAGGAAGAAUGUCUGCCUGCGGAGGAGUCUCCAUUCUCAGACGAUACUCUUGAGGGUAGCGACGAAGAUAUCGAGCAAUUCAUAAAAAGUUCUACAACACUGGAUUAUGGAGCUUCGGCCGCUCCAGACGAGCGAACAUACCCAGCAUAUCAAACGACUGUAUCAAAAAGUUAUAAUCCAACGGACACAGACUCGCCUGGACAAGACGAAACAGCCUCAUUCUCAGUUCUGCAACGUACCCAAGAAGAUAGCGAAAACAUAACCAAAGAUGAAGAGAUCGUUGAUGGUUAUCCCGUGCAAGAAACAAAAAAGGAUCAUCAAGGAGCUUCAGUGUCAAGAAUCCCACCAACCACGGGAGGACCCACAGCUAAUAAAGUUCGCGGGAAGAAACGCGCUUACGCGAGAACUGCUUACGAACGCGGAAAAAAGAUGUAUGAAAUCAAAGACAAAAUCAGAAUUAAAAAGGUUCAAAGCUUAAAGGGCAGGACGUCAUUUUUGAAUUCAGAUGGAAGACCAACUAUGGCGACAAACGCUUUUCAGAAACAAAUGGAAGAGAACGAAGGAACAUUACUGCAGGUGACAAGUACUGCUCAAACUUCGAGCCAUCUAACACAUAACAAAUCGUAUGACCCUCAUGAUUUUACCGGCGGAAUCCUUCAAAGUAAAGAACCAAUCGCCGAUACAUCAGCAAAUGUCGAACAUGUACAGCCUCCUUUUGGACCGAAUCGUAGUGAUUGGGAGACUGCAAAAAAUAAUAUUUCGCAGUAUAUGAACCAAAUGUUGAAAAAAGGUGCCGAUACGAAGGAAGCGAACCGUAAUCCUAUUGAAAAUAGAACCAUUUUAGCGACAACAAGUGGUAUAGGAGAAACUUUAAAAGAAGACAGCGAUGUUUCCGGAUCGGCAAAUCAGACAACCGAGCCCGAGAACCAAGCAAAAGCUGGAGGAGAAGGCCAUCAAUGCAGUCUUUGCGCUCACGAUUUCGCUUCCCAAGAGGUUCUCCAGAAGCACUACAGAAUGUGUCCAGCCAAGCCAAAGGAUGCUCCAAAAUGGGUGUGUAAAGAGUGCGGAAAAUCGUUCGUAAGUGGGAGAAGGUAUCUACAAGACCAUAUCAUGAUGGUGCACAAAGGUAUGCCUCCUUACCGGUGUGAUGUCUGCUUAAAAGGAUUCACAACUUUGGCUAACUUUAAGUCUCAUAUCCUGUUACAUGGCACAGAACGGCCGUUCAACUGUCGAGAAUGCAACAGAGGCUUCGCACAAAAAGGAAACUUUCUAAGACAUUUGAAAGGCGUGCAUGGUAUGCAAAUCACUUUCAAGAGUCGCAAACGUUGAGCCCUUUGAAUAACAUGCUAAUGCAUUCAUCUUUCGUUUCUGCUCUCCAAAGCUUUAAUAUGGCAAUCCACUCAGUUCAAUGUUGAACGUAUCAAGGUAGCAUAUAUUUUUUAAGUUGUGUACACUUUCGUACAAGUAAGUUUAGCGUUAUGUAUUGUAUUGGUUGUCUUUUAUAGAAACAUCAAUUCGACCCAUAGGGUCUAUUUCGAUUUGUUUACCCUUUUGACCAUGCUCAUGAAGACCUUAGUUUCACAAUUUUACAGUAAAGAGUUAAGCAGAGUUCCAAAUCUAAUGAUCGGUUUCCAGUAUCGAGAAGCUGCAAAAUUCAAAUUCAAGUAUCAUAUACAGAACCCUCUUCUUCGCUUACGUCUUUGUUGUCAGAUUUUUUCGUCAGAUUGUCCGCUGUUGUCGUCGUGUUGUCAGAUUGUCAGCUGUUACAUUGUCAAAUUUUUUGUCACUUACAUGUUGGAUUUUCAAUACUGCCAACAGAAGGAAGUUUUGUAACAGGGCCACUAUAGAAACUCACUUAAUGCUACGAAUCUUCACCAAGGAACAGGCAAGCUGUGACUUUCUUGGCAGUUCUGUCAGGCACACUAUUUCCAACUUUUGUCGAAGCAGGAAACGGCAGGUUAGGACAAGACUAUCAACUACAUACACAGAUGUUUGUCCAAAUGAACAAAUGGGAAGAUAGGGUUUUUUUGAAUGGUUAGAUCAACGUCUAGGUUGGGAGCACUGACUUAAGAAUAAAGCCAACAUAAAAUAAGAACAAAAUCGUCAUCUAAGCUUUAGCCUUGGCCUAAAAAUGAUUACCGCAGAAUAAUUGUGACCAUCCACAAAUAUGUACUUCUAGGAAACUGAGGUUAAAGUUUAGCUAACAGGAUAGAAUUUGAAUGUUGGAAGUGGCAUGAUUUUAUGUGAUAUCAGGAGGAAUGAUGUAGAAGAAGCACCUGGAAUAUGGCAAGACGUUCGGGUUCAUUUGGGAUUCAAAGAAAUUUUUAAAUUCAACUUUUCUAUUAUUGCAUAGUCUCUAAACUUUGAUAUACUAAGCACUUCAUGUAAAACAGUCGUAGAGAAUAACGUUUAGGCCACCAAAAUGAUCUUCCGUUGAAUUUCUUUGCUAGAAUUGGCGCAAAAUCAUGUCUUUACCCAUUUGUAGCAAACAUGUCAAGUAUCAUCUUAUCUAAGCAUGUAUAUAGAAUCGUUAUAGCGUUAAUAUGCAGAAUAAUUAAUAUAAACUACAGUUUUACUGUGCAUUCAUUAUCAAUUGUUGAUAAGUACUCUCUGUUGUUUUCAUGCUUUGAUUUUUAUUUCUAUGUUUGUAAAACUGCGUCAAGAAUUUUACUCUAGGAUUCAUGUUAAACAAUAUUUCGUCGUGUGUUUAUUAAAAUGUAGAACAUUUUAUUCAUGUUUAUUGUAAAAUGCCUUGAUAGCUAAUAAAUUUUCCUAGAAAAAACAAUGACCACAUGUUUCGAGUGCUGAAAUAGUUUUAUUUUCAGUCAAACGUAUCUAGAGAUUGGAUUUUGUUUUCGUACUUGAAUAGACUCUCGUGGCAUUUUUGAAAUUUCGUUACGGGACCAGGGUCCAGAAAAGUCCUUAAAGGCAUUGAGUCAUGGUAAAUAGGCUUUCUCUAUAGGGGGUCAUUUGGUUUCUGCGUAAUCGCUGCUGUUUCAUGUGAUAUUGGCAUCCGUUGUAGACAACUUGCUAUUGAUGGAAACUGUUAUGUUAAUCAGUACGAGGUGAGUUCAUGUGACCAGUUCAAGGUCAACCAAUAGCAUCGCAGUCAUAGAAAUCAUGACUCAGCGGAUUUUGGCUCUCAGGGUAUACCCAGUCUAUUUAUCAUGACUCAAUGCCUUUAACUUUCCUCCGGUCAAAUUUUUCUCCGUCAAAACCUUCCUCCAAAUUUUCAAGCAAUCACCUUGGACAGGGCGUGGUUUGGGAGUGGCUACGGCAUGAGGGGUUACAGACACAAUAAAUCGAGACAAAGUUAUGUCUUUGGGUCGAUGGUAAUUAUCGCAUACGAUAAAACUUUGCUAGAAUUCCAAUCACAUUACAGCUCAAAAAUAAUAUUUCUUUUAAAUUUCGAAUGAUAAAUUCGAUGGAAUUAUGAUAUAAUAUACAUUGAAAAAUUUCAAAACCAUGGAACACGAACAGCAUUCUCCUUUCAGAUGUGUUUUUUGGCAGUAAAGUAAGGGCGUGGACUGGAAACUUCGCGUCUUUUCGUGCUAUCAUUCACCAUUCGACUCAACGCGUGUUUUAAAAGCGCAACAAAGAAACAAGUGCAGAAUAAGUUGUCUCAAUUAUUUUUUAAAGUUCUAUUUGGCCAAAACCUUCCUCAAAAUUUCUAUUGUUUCUCAAACCUUCCUCCGGUCCAUGACCGUGCGACCGUAAUGUUUUCUGGACACUGUACUGUAUAUAUACACGAAGGCCGUGUAGAGCAAGUUGUUCAACGUAUAUUUCUUAUAGUGCGCCCACCGGCAUCUGGAGAGGUUUUUAGGCUUUUUCAGCUUUCCAGUGUAUAUAGUUUUCUGUAAGUUUUGACGUAGAGAGACAUGAAAUCUUUAAAAAUGCUUGUGUGGACACCAGUAGGUAGACUUACUUCACGAGUCUCUUUUUCGCUACUGUCGUAUUUUACAGACACUCUGUUGUAGCCAGUAGGCGGAAUACGAUAAAUCUUUACCGAUAUAAUUAAGAGGUUACAGGCUCGUAAACCUUUCAUAUGACAAGCAGUGAACAGGCAAAUUAAUACCAAUAAUAUAGACUGAUCCACGCAAUAACGCUGAAAGCACAGUUGUGUGCCUAGACAACAGUCUUUGGUGUUCACCUGAAAAAGAGCCGAGCGAGAAACGUGAAAACUAAAAUUAUCAGAGCGUUGAGAUGAAAUAAUUUCUGUUUUAAUUGCAAUUAACAGAGAUCGACAAGCGUGAUAGCCUACGAACUUAGAUCUAUUUCUCUGUGAGCUGAGCGUGAAGGUAAUGCUAUUACUGACGCUGUAUAGCGCUGUCACAGGGUUUCGUAAACGGUUUAUGAUCUUAUGACAUCGCAAUUAGGUCAUUUUUUGCGAUUUUGACGUGGAUUUCUCCUCGGUAGUCUCUCUAUAAAGACCUGUCUGCUAUCUUCAAACAGAUCUAACCAACUACUUUUGAAGUAAGAGAUCGUGCUAAAGAUUGUGCAGCAACUGGUCUCGGUUUCUUAGAACAAUGAUGCAUGAGACUUCUUUGACAUCAAAAUAUCAAAUUCAUAUUAUUAAAUCUCCGUUUAAACCCUCCUUGAUUUACUUUAUCAAAACUUAAGAUCCAAGAGACAGAAAUAAAACUU
Rhopilema esculentum is the source of this 5269-nucleotide messenger RNA. RefSeq lists its product as uncharacterized. NCBI's taxonomy places the organism in Eukaryota, Metazoa, Cnidaria, Scyphozoa, Rhizostomeae, Rhizostomatidae. Gene Ontology annotation, biological process: regulation of transcription by RNA polymerase II. Gene Ontology annotation, molecular function: DNA-binding transcription factor activity, RNA polymerase II-specific. Gene Ontology annotation, cellular component: nucleus. The record is from RefSeq and is a predicted model, not a curated record.